CCUAAAUAACAUCGAAAUAUAAACAACACUUCACCGGCGAGCCGAGGAGCCAUUCUCCGGUCCAGCGGCGAGACAGCGAAAUGGCGGCGUGCGGCUGCUCUCUGCCCUGCUUCAAAUCCUCACCCGCCAAGUCGAUUUCUUCUUUUUCAUCUCCUCCUUCUCAUCCUCUUCACCUACGCCUCACAUCUGUGCCCUCACUUCCCAAGUCUUCUUCUCUGCAUUUGGAUCAAACCCUACCCCGACCUCGCCAUUCCAGACCUCCGCAAGCGUACACUCCCGGUUUCGUGGUUGUGGCGUCGGCGAAUAAGGCGGAACCCUUGAGGAUAAUGAUAUCGGGUGCUCCGGCUUCUGGGAAAGGAACUCAAUGUGAGCUCAUCGCCAAGAAAUAUGAUUUGGUGCACAUUUCAGCUGGAGAUUUACUACGGGCCGAAAUUUCUGCAGGGACAGAAAAUGGGAAGCGGGCAAAGGAAUACAUGGAGAAAGGGCAAUUAGUUCCUGAUGAAGUAGUUGUAAUGAUGGUCAAAGAUCGCCUAAUGCAACCAGAUUCACAAGAGAAGGGUUGGCUUUUGGAUGGAUACCCCCGUAGUUUAUCUCAAGCAACAGCUCUUAAAGAAUAUGGCUUCCAACCAGAUCUCUUCAUUCUUUUGGAAGUGCAUGAAGAAAAACUUGUUGAAAGAGUGAUAGGCCGCAGGCUGGACCCAGUAACAGGGAAGAUAUACCAUUUGAAGUAUUCUCCUCCAGAAACUGACGAGAUUUCUGCAAGGCUCACUCAACGAUUUGAUGACACAGAAGAGAAGGUGAAACUGCGUUUACAGACUCAUAAUCAGAAUGUGGACUCGGUACUUGCGAUAUAUGAAGAUAUCACUUUCAAGGUGGAUGGAAGUGUUUCCAAGGUGGAGGUGUUUGCUCUCAUUGAUGAUGCAUUGGCAAAGGUCCUUGAACAAAAGCAGUCAAAAUUGGGACAUGUGGCAGCAUAAACCAUGGUGAUCAAAAGAUAAAUACAUGUUUGUGAUGAAAGAGAAUCAAUCCUGCAGAGUAAAAGAGAAAGAAGAGUAGUGAUUGGGGAGGUGUGUAGGUUUUGUGGUUAAAUGGCAGUGCUGAUCAUCACAGUUGUUAAACCAAACAUGUUAAAUGUUCUGCCAUUUAUAUGUAUAGAUGUGAGAAAAGAAAACGAAAACAAACUAGAUUAAUGUUGCACCAUCAUUAUUACACUCUUUCUGAAAUUAAUGUAGAACUUGAUUGGGAAUUCUA
Molecule: messenger RNA, 1251 nt
Organism: Ipomoea triloba (trilobed morning glory)
Lineage: Eukaryota; Viridiplantae; Streptophyta; Magnoliopsida; Solanales; Convolvulaceae
Product: adenylate kinase, chloroplastic
Exons: 7
Coding region: 81-977 (298 amino acids)
Biological process (GO): nucleoside triphosphate biosynthetic process
Cellular component (GO): cytoplasm
Molecular function (GO): AMP kinase activity; nucleoside diphosphate kinase activity; ATP binding
Source: RefSeq, a predicted model, not a curated record